This is a messenger RNA of Helobdella robusta, 234 nucleotides long. RefSeq lists its product as hypothetical. Gene Ontology annotation, molecular function: zinc ion binding. Bases 1 to 234 code for a protein of 77 amino acids. NCBI's taxonomy places the organism in Eukaryota, Metazoa, Annelida, Clitellata, Rhynchobdellida, Glossiphoniidae. The record is from RefSeq and is a predicted model, not a curated record. The transcript is spliced from 2 exons.
AUGCAGGCAUCGGAAUACCCUUAUAAUACCACUUGUCCAAACUGCAACGCCAACGUUCUUACCUCUGCAGAAUAUAAGAAUGGAGCUCUUACAUGGGUCCUCUGUUUCGUCCUUGCUUUCUUUGGAUGUAUCUUGGGCUGCUGUCUGAUCCCAUUCUUCGUGAAAGCCACAAAAGAUGUCGUUCACAGAUGUCCACAGUGCAAUAUGGUGGUAGGAGAACACAAGAGAAUUUAA